AUUUUUGAGCGAAACGAAGAACGUGCUGACAGCAAAGAAUUCGAAACCGGGAGUUGAAGGAAAUUUAAAAACGAAAAUUCUUGACAAUUUUCAUCGAAAAGUGUUUGUUUUUUGUAUUUGACAUCGAAAUUUGGUGACCUCAAAUAAUUGGAAGCCGAAAUGAAAUUCGGUGUGUGGGCUUUAUCAUCAGCCCUUUUGGUGCUCUCCUGGAGCUACCAUGCCGAGGCCGCCUGUGGUUAUAAGGCAUGCCCCGCCUCAAAGGCCAACAUGAUAAAUGUCCAUUUGGUGCCACAUUCCCAUGACGAUACGGGCUGGUUGAAGACCGUCGAUCAGUACUACUAUGGCAGUCGUAAUGGCAUCCAACAUGCUGGGGUUCAAUACAUUCUGGAUAGUGUCAUAACCGAGCUGUUGAAAGAUAAGAGCAGGCGAUUCAUUCAAGUUGAAUCGGCCUUCUUCUUUAAGUGGUACAAUGAGCAAACAGCGGCGGUAAAAAAGAAUGUCAAGACCUUGGUCGAGGAGGGACGUCUGGAGUUUACCGGUGGUGCCUGGAGUAUGAACGAUGAGGCCGCAGUCCACUAUCAAAGUGUUAUCGAUCAGUUUACAUUGGGCCUCAAAUCCCUGGCCGAUACUUUUGGCAGCUGUGCCCGUCCCCGUAUUGGCUGGCAAAUCGAUCCCUUCGGCCAUUCCCGUGAAAUGGCCUCGCUUUUUGCUCAAAUGGGCUACGAUGGCAAUUUCUUUGCCCGCAUGGAUUACAUGGAGAAAAAUGCUCGCCUCAACAAUAUGACCGGUGAAAUGAUAUGGAAGGCAUCGGAAAAUUUGGAUGAGAGAUCGGAAAUUUUCACCGGAGUGCUGUAUAAUCAUUAUUCGGCCCCUCCCGGUUUUUGUUUUGAUAACCUGUGUUCCGAUGAUCCCAUUAUUGAUGGUGACAGUUACGAGAAUAAUGUUAAGGCGAAGGUUGAUGAUUUCCUGACCUAUAUCAACAAAAUGGGAACAUAUUAUCGUGCCACCGAUUUGCUGGUGCCCAUGGGUGAUGAUUUCAAUUAUGAAAAUGCUUAUGUGAAUUAUAAAAACAUGGAUAAAUUGAUCAAAUACGUCAAUCAACGCCAACUGCAAGGUGGCAAAGUGAAUGUCUUCUACUCAACCCCUGCCUGCUAUCUGAACGCCCUCCACAACGACAACAAGACAUGGCCUACCAAGACCCAAGAUUUCUUCCCCUAUUCCACGGAUUGGCAUACCUAUUGGACGGGCUACUACAGCUCCCGCCCCACCCAAAAACGUUUCGAACGUGAUGGCAAUCAUUUCCUACAGGUGGCCAAACAAUUGACCACAAUGGCGAACUUGACGACCACGGCGGCUUUUGCCAAUCUCGAUACCCUACGUCAGGCCAUGGGCAUCAUGCAACAUCAUGAUGCUGUAACUGGUACUGAGAAGCAACAUGUGGCCCAGGACUAUGAUCGUAUGCUGACCAAGGCCAUUAAUGUUGCCGAGACCAAUACCCGUGAUGCCUUGCGCAAACUUACCAAUCUAACCAAUGGUGAAUUUGUCAGUUGCCUCCAAUUGAAUUUGAGCAUCUGUGAGGUUAGCCAAUGGAGUCCCAAUAAUUUGGUCGUAACCGUGGUCAAUCCCUUGGCUCAUCCCUCGACACAAUAUGUCCGAAUUCCUGUGAAGAAUGGUACCUACAUUGUCACCGAUGCAACGGGACGUCAAGUUAAAUCGGAUGUUGUACCAGUGCCUAAAGAACUGAUUGACCUGACCCAUUUGAGACCUAAUGCCUCUCAACAUGAAUUGGUAUUUUCUGCAUAUGCGGAUAAGAUUGCCAAUUAUUAUAUCAAGGUUCAGCCGCAACCACGCGAAUUUGAUGAAGAAAUCCAAAGGAAUGAAAUUAAAUUGCCCAAGAGAUUCUUGAGACAGCAUUUGACGAAGUUGGAGGUGGCGCCGGCCAGUGAGACAAUUGAACCCAUGGCUGUGGGAGAUGUUGUGGUACAGAAUUCGCAAAUCAAGUUGACCUUCAAUAGCAAUGGUAUUUUGUACAACGUCCAAAUGAACGGCAUUUCCGAAGAUAUCACCCAGCAAUUCUUCUACUACAAGGGUGCCUAUGGCAACAAUGCCGAGUUCAAGAAUCGCUCAUCGGGGGCCUAUAUUUUCCGUCCCAAUGGCACUGAGAUUUUGAUUGGCACCAAAGCUAAUCUGACCAUUGUCAAUGGCAGCCUGGUCAAGGAGGUGCAUCAACGUUUCACCGAUUGGGUGUCGCAGGUUAUACGCAUAUACGAGGGCAUUAAUCGUGUCGAAUUUGAAUGGCUUGUGGGACCCAUACCCAUUCAGGAUAAUAUCGGCAAGGAAGUCAUCACUCGUUUUACAUCGAACCUAAAGAAUUCAGGAGUAUUCUACACCGAUUCGAAUGGCCGUGAAAUGUUGCGACGCGUACGCAAUCAACGGGAGUAUUUCAAACCCAAUAUGACGGAAAGUGUUUCAGGAAAUUAUUAUCCCAUUACCUCGCGCAUUGCCUUGGAGUCGAGCACCAGACGUAUGGCCCUGCUCAAUGAUCGGGCCCAAGGUGGCUCUAGCCUCAAGGAUGGUGCCUUGGAGUUGAUGUUACAUCGUCGCCUGUUGCGUGAUGAUGCCUUCGGUGUGGGUGAGGCCCUCAACGAAACUGUCAACGGCAAAGGUUUGGUGGCCCGCGGCAAAGUCUAUCUCAUGCUCAGCACCGUGUCGAAGAUAAGCACCACCAAUGAACGUCUGGCUGAACGUGAAAUUCAUUUGCCAUUCUGGAAAUUCUUUAGCAAUGCCACCAAGGCCACCAAUAAGGUUUUACCACGUAUUCCCACCUUUACCUCACUGCCGAUUGGCAUAGAUGUCCUAACCCUGGAACCAUAUUCGACCAAUGAACGUCUCCUGCGUUUGGAAUAUUUCUUCAAUAAAAACGAGACAUCCAGUUUGACAUUUAAUAUUCGCAGCAUAUUCGAUGCCUUGGGUGGUACGGAAAUCCGUGAAACCACCUUGGAUGGAAAUUUGGCUUUGGGCAGCAUGAACCGCUUCAAAUUCCACCCAGAUGGCACUGUACCCAAGAAAGUUGAGUAUUACAAAUCGAAGCAUACUCCUUUGGCGGCCGUUCAAAAGGAUGCCGUGUCUAAAUUCCAAAUUACCAUGGAUCCAAUGCAAAUUCGCACCUUCAUUGUUAAGUGGAAAUAAA
This is a messenger RNA of Musca domestica (house fly), 3190 nucleotides long. It is a transcript of the gene LManI, whose product is annotated as lysosomal alpha-mannosidase. Lineage: Eukaryota; Metazoa; Arthropoda; Insecta; Diptera; Muscidae. The record is from RefSeq and is a predicted model, not a curated record. The transcript is spliced from 7 exons. Gene Ontology annotation, molecular function: alpha-mannosidase activity; carbohydrate binding. The coding region runs from base 160 to 3189 and encodes 1009 amino acids. Gene Ontology annotation, cellular component: lysosome. Gene Ontology annotation, biological process: mannose metabolic process.